Molecule: messenger RNA, 240 nt
Organism: Melampsora larici-populina 98AG31
Lineage: Eukaryota; Fungi; Basidiomycota; Pucciniomycetes; Pucciniales; Melampsoraceae
Exons: 3
Coding region: 1-240 (79 amino acids)
Source: RefSeq, a predicted model, not a curated record
AUGUUUUGCGACAUCUCACGUAUCUCUGCUUUGCAGUAUCUAUGGCCGUCUGCAAACUGUCGAUCGGGACAUCAGUGGCGAACCAACCCAGCUUUGUUAGAAUACAUGCAAAAUCAUCUCGACAAUACUUACACAUCGAAAGUAGAGCGCUACCGACUUGCAAAGGGAUUUGGACAAAUUCUCCUCAGUAACUGUCGUGAGGCUAUCGGAACAGCACCUAUGUAUCGCGAUAAUAAGUAA